Molecule: messenger RNA, 1332 nt
Organism: Loxodonta africana (African savanna elephant)
Lineage: Eukaryota; Metazoa; Chordata; Mammalia; Proboscidea; Elephantidae
Gene: DRD2
Product: dopamine receptor D2
Exons: 7
Coding region: 1-1332 (443 amino acids)
Biological process (GO): regulation of dopamine secretion; negative regulation of synaptic transmission, glutamatergic; negative regulation of cytosolic calcium ion concentration
Cellular component (GO): plasma membrane; glutamatergic synapse; presynaptic membrane
Molecular function (GO): dopamine neurotransmitter receptor activity, coupled via Gi/Go; G protein-coupled receptor activity
Source: RefSeq, a predicted model, not a curated record
AUGGAUCCUCUGAACCUGUCCUGGUACGAUGACGACGUGGAGAGUCAGAACUGGAGCCGGCCCUUCAAUGGGUCCGAAGCGAAGGCGGACAGGCCCCACUACAACUAUUAUGCCAUGCUGCUCACCCUGCUCAUCUUCAUCAUCGUCUUCGGCAACGUGCUGGUGUGCAUGGCUGUGUCCCGCGAGAAGGCGCUGCAGACCACCACCAACUACUUGAUCGUCAGCCUCGCUGUGGCUGACCUCCUCGUAGCCACGCUGGUCAUGCCCUGGGUUGUCUACCUGGAGGUGGUAGGCGAGUGGAAAUUCAGCAGGAUUCACUGUGACAUCUUUGUCACUCUGGACGUCAUGAUGUGCACAGCAAGCAUCCUGAACCUGUGUGCCAUCAGCAUCGACAGGUACACAGCCGUGGCCAUGCCCAUGCUCUACAACACGCGCUACAGCUCUAAGCGCCGAGUCACUGUCAUGAUCGCCAUCGUCUGGGUUCUGUCUUUCACCAUCUCCUGCCCGCUGCUCUUCGGACUCAACAACACAGACCAGAACGAGUGCAUCAUUGCCAACCCCGCCUUUGUGGUCUACUCCUCCAUCGUCUCCUUCUAUGUGCCCUUCAUCGUCACCCUGCUGGUCUACAUCAAGAUCUACAUUGUCCUCCGCAAGCGCCGCAAGCGGGUCAACACCAAGCGCAGCAGCCGAGCUUUCAGGGCCAACCUGAAGGCCCCACUCAAGGGCAACUACACUCACUCUGAGGAUAUGCAACUCUGCACCGUUAUCAUGAAGUCUAAUGGGAGUUUCCCAGUGAACAGGAGGAGAGUGGAGGCUGCCCGCCGAGCCCAGGAGCUGGAGAUGGAGAUGCUCUCCAGUACCAGUCCACCCGAGAGGACCCGGUACAGUCCCAUCCCUCCUAGCCACCACCAGCUGACCCUCCCUGACUCGUCCCACCACGGCCUCCACACCACUCCCGACAGCCCUGCCAAACCAGAGAAGAAUGGGCAUGCCAAAGACCACCCCAAGAUUGCCAAGAUCUUUGAGAUCCAGUCCAUGCCCAAUGGCAAAACCCGGACCUCUCUCAAGACCAUGAGCCGUAGGAAGCUCUCACAGCAGAAGGAGAAGAAAGCCACCCAGAUGCUCGCCAUCGUGCUUGGCGUGUUCAUCAUCUGCUGGCUGCCCUUCUUCAUCACACACAUCCUGAACAUACACUGUGAUUGCAACAUCCCGCCCGUCCUGUACAGCGCCUUCACGUGGCUGGGCUAUGUCAACAGUGCCGUGAACCCCAUCAUCUACACGACCUUCAAUAUCGAGUUCCGCAAGGCCUUCAUGAAGAUCCUACACUGCUGA